UGGAGGGCGUCGCGCGGGUCAGAACCGUGUGGGCAGCCGUGAGGGACGCACGGCCGGAGAGACACACUAUACCGUGACUGAAGUGUAAACAAACAGAAGAAGUGUGAGUGUUUGUCAUCUCCAUUUGACUCUGGUCUAAUGGGUCAAGUGUACGUGCAGGAGGUAAACAGCAGUAUGAGUGUACCGCAGCUCUACACCACCACCACCAUGAGUUUACCGCAGCUGGUACGAGACGUCAACAGCAGCCAUACUGUGGGUUUACAUCGGCUAUUGAACAACAGAAUGUUACAGUUGCAGCGUCAGUUGAUGGCCCCGUCACAGGAUCGCUCUCUCCCCGCCGUCAAACGGAAGCUGUUCGGUGCGGCAGAUCGCGGACACAACCUCAAGUUCGCUCAGGAGGAGAUGGCCAAGAUGCAACAGGCAGACUGCAAGCGCUGGAACUUUGACUUCCAGGAAGAGACGCCAAAGGACGGAGAAUUCACGUGGCACUCUGUGCCUCUGGAGAAGGACGCCCCAGGAUUCACCUGUUACACUACAGCGGCCGCCACCUGCCUCACCACCACCUGCUCCCCCACCACCACCACCUGCCUGGACACCACCACCACCACCACCUGCCCAUCCCCCACCUACCCUACACCGUCUCACAGCAACAGUCAGGUGUCCCCAACGAACAACAGAGGUCUCAAGAGACUUCAAGGCAAGCCACCAGUCAAAGUGGCCAAGAGACUGUGUACGGACUAUUUCCCCGAAGUGAAAAGCUCCAGGCACCUGGAGAGAAGCAAGCUGAAGGUGUCCAGUGAGCUCUUUGACGGUUCCAAAUGUGUCAACACCAAAUUAUCCGAAAUGUUGAAAGUAAAGUCGACGAACAUGCAAUAGAACAUUGUGUAGACCAGUUACUUCCAAAGAAACUAUCGAUGAUCUCUAAAACAAAGUGAAACAAAAAGUGGUAUUAAGGGAACUUUGCAAGUGGUAACCCACUACACAAUUUCUAUCGUGAUAUAUUUAUAUAUAUUUUUGUUAUUUAUUUAUCGUGAGUAGAUGUGCUCUGCUGGGAAGAUGAACUUUAAUUCUCGCCAGUUGAGUUCAGUUCUUCCAGUACCCGCUGGACAGUACCCACUGGACAGUAUCCGCUGGACAGUACCCGCUGGACAGUAAUACCCGCUGGACAAGUGUUUUCUUCUGCAUAAUCACCUUGUCUUUCAAGUGUUGGACAGUUCUACUAGAACCCACAACUGUAAUUUAGUGCUGGACAACUCUUUUCAGUCUCUCCUCGGACAGAUGUAUUGUAGUGCCCACCGUGAAUGAUCAGAGCUGGACAGUUACUGUAGUGCCCAAUCACAUUGGGGCACCUAAGUGCACAUUGAAGACCUUCACUGCGUCACGCUCUGAUACAAAGACUGUGUUUAUCAUACAGCGAACACAACCCGUUCAUCUGCGUGUGUGCAACUGACAUGAACUGCAAGAUUAGUGUUAAAGAACACGAAUAAAUACAGAAACAGAUUAAGUGCACCAAUAUUAUUUUAUUUGAACUAUUUAGACAUAAUUACAUUUGUUUUAUGCCUAAAAAUUUUAUGUAAAUUUGUUUUGGUUAAUUACAUUUAAUAUUGUAUGAAUAUUAUUAAAACUUCAUUAAUGUUUAAAUCAAUUGUGCACUACCAUUCUUGGUAAAUAUGUGAAUAUAAGUACUAAGGCAUCUGGAAUUGUGUGUAUAUAUAUAUAUAUAUAUAUAUAUAUAUAUAUAUAUAUAUAUAUAUAUAUAUAUAUAUAUAUAUAUAUAUAUAUUUAUAUAUGUGUGUGUGUGUGUGUGUGUGUUUCUGUUUGUGUGUGUGUGUGUGUGUGUGUUUCUGUUUGUGUGUGUGUGUGUGUUUGUGUGUGUAGAAGUUGAUUCUAUGUUACCUUGCUCCGAGUUCUCCAAAGGGACCUGAUCUGAUCUCACUCUAAAGAGUAUAAUAUAUGGAAGUUAUCAUGUACAUAAAGAGAUAUUUAUAAUAUUUUGAUGCCAAAUUAAAAUAUGUAGCGCUAACGUACCAAGGAGUAUUAAAAACAAUCUAAACGGUUCA
Procambarus clarkii (red swamp crayfish) is the source of this 2060-nucleotide messenger RNA. Lineage: Eukaryota; Metazoa; Arthropoda; Malacostraca; Decapoda; Cambaridae. The record is from RefSeq and is a predicted model, not a curated record.